AUGGCACCCUCCCGCGUCUCACCGCCCCCCAUCAACUCCAAAUCAGGCCUCUCGCAAGACCAACUCUCCACCUUCCACCAAAAUGGCUACCUCAUCCUCCCUGACGCCCUCUCCCGAACCGAAGUCGCAUCCCUCCUCUCCCAAUCCCAAGCCAUGCUCAACGACUUCUCCCUCGCCGACCACCCCAUGACCCGCUUCUCCACCGGCGAGAACAGCGACCACGUCGGCGACGACUACUUCCUCACCUCCGGCGACAAGGUGCGCUUCUUCUUCGAGGAAGACGCUUUUGAUGCGAACGGCGAGUUGACGAAGGAGAAACAUCUGGCUAUUAAUAAGAUUGGACAUUACUUGCACGAGUUGUCUCCGCCGUUCAAGUCGGCGUCGAUUAAUGAGAAGAACGCCCGGAUAGCCAAGGCGUUGGGGUUUAGGGAUCCGAGGGUGUUGCAGAGUAUGGUUAUCUGCAAGCAGCCCGAGAUUGGAGGGAGAGUGCCGCCGCAUCAGGACAGUGUGUUCCUGUAUACGAAUCCUCCGAGCGCGGUGGGGUUUUGGUAUGCACUCGAAGACUGCACCGUCUCCAACGGCUGCCUCUCCUUCGCCCCCGGCUCGCAUAGACGGGCGCCCAUCAAAGACCGCUUCGUUCGCUCAGCGGAUGGGAAGGGGACGACUUUCACUGCGAACACUGGGGCAGAGUUCCCUGAGGGGUUACAGAGUGAAGAUGCGAAGGAAGAGGAGAAAUAUGAGUUGGGAGAGGUAAAGGCAGGGACGCUGGUGCUGGUUCACGGCAACGUGCUGCAUAAGAGCGAGAAGAAUUUGAGUCAGAAGGGGAGGAUGAUUUAUACGUUCCAUUGUAUUGAGGGGGAGGUGGAGUUUGAUGGGGGGAAUUGGUUGCAGCCGCCUGAGAGGGGGUUUACGAGGUUGAACGAUGUUUUGUGA
Molecule: messenger RNA, 933 nt
Organism: Saxophila tyrrhenica
Lineage: Eukaryota; Fungi; Ascomycota; Dothideomycetes; Mycosphaerellales; Extremaceae
Exons: 1
Coding region: 1-933 (310 amino acids)
Source: RefSeq, a predicted model, not a curated record